Molecule: messenger RNA, 1689 nt
Organism: Coffea eugenioides
Lineage: Eukaryota; Viridiplantae; Streptophyta; Magnoliopsida; Gentianales; Rubiaceae
Product: signal peptide peptidase
Exons: 12
Coding region: 301-1320 (339 amino acids)
Biological process (GO): membrane protein proteolysis
Cellular component (GO): lumenal side of endoplasmic reticulum membrane; membrane; cytoplasmic side of endoplasmic reticulum membrane
Molecular function (GO): aspartic endopeptidase activity, intramembrane cleaving
Source: RefSeq, a predicted model, not a curated record
GUGGCUCCCCGGAAGAAAAUCCAGUUCCCUCAAUAUUUCCCACAAAUGAAUUUAAUAUAAAUAAUACGAUUUUACAAUAAAUAAAAUCAGUAAUUAGAUACUUACUCUAAUCUAAAACCCUUCCUCUCAAGAAUUUAAAUUGAAAAAUAUCUCAUUCUUUUCCGAUCUGCAGUUUUCUCCGAUCAACAAUUCGAUAAGAAGAGCAAGAAGAAGCGGUCUCGUCGAUUCCUUUCCUCUUAUAACAAGAAGGGUCUCUGAUUUUCUGGUUAAAGUUUUGAUAAAGGGUAAGAGAGAGAGGCAAUGAAGAAUAUUGAGCGUAUUGCAAAUGUUGCUUUAGCAGGCCUGACUUUUGCCCCACUAAUUCUGAAGGUAGACCCAAAUUUAAAUGUCAUUUUGACAGCUUGCCUUACGGUUUUUGUUGGUUGUUACCGUUCUGUUAAGCCAACACCUCCAUCAGAAACAAUGUCCAAUGAACAUGCCAUGCGAUUUCCCUUGGUUGGAAGUGCAAUGCUGUUAUCACUGUUCUUGCUUUUUAAGUUCCUUUCGAAGGACUUGGUUAAUGCUGUGUUGACAUGCUACUUUUUUGUUCUUGGGAUCGUUGCUCUUUCUGCAACCUUGCUGCCUGCAAUCAAACGCUUUUUGCCUAAGCAUUGGAACGAAGAUGUAAUUAUCUGGCGUUUUCCCUAUAUUCGCUCUUUGGAGGUUGAGUUCACAAGGUCUCAGGUUGUUGCUGCAAUUCCUGGAACCUUCUUUUGUGCAUGGUAUGCUGCACAGAAGCAUUGGCUGGCCAAUAACAUAUUGGGGCUUGCAUUCUGCAUUCAGGGAAUCGAAAUGCUUUCACUUGGUUCAUUCAAGACUGGAGCUAUUCUUUUGGCUGGACUUUUUGUAUAUGACAUUUUCUGGGUCUUUUUUACCCCAGUAAUGGUUAGUGUUGCUAAAUCUUUUGAUGCUCCUAUCAAGCUUUUGUUCCCAACGGCUGACUCUGCACGUCCGUUUUCAAUGCUGGGUCUUGGGGAUAUAGUAAUUCCUGGGAUUUUUGUGGCACUGGCAUUGCGCUUUGAUGUUUCUCGGGGGAAGCAGAACCAAUAUUUCAAGAGUGCUUUUGUAGGAUACUCUGUUGGUUUGAUCCUGACAAUAAUUGUCAUGAACUGGUUUCAAGCUGCACAGCCUGCACUCUUGUAUAUUGUACCGGCUGUUAUCGGAUUUUUGGCUGUGCACGUCAUUUGGAAUGGGGAAGUGAAACCAUUGUUGGAGUUCGAUGAGUCUAAAGCUACCAGUUCUAAGGAAGAUGAUAGCAAAUCAAGCAAGAAAGUAGAGUAGGUGACGGCACUACCUUGGGAAGAAACGUUCACCGGAAAAUUUGGCAGAGACCCUUGAUGCUUUAAUGCUGGAUUAACACUAAUGCACCCUGGCAUAUUGUUGUACCAGAUUUGGUGACUUAGCAUUUAAUUUUAUUAGUCUUUCUAGGAUAUUUUAUAAAAUUAUGGAAAUUUUAUAGAAAAAUAUGCAGCAAGCCUCAAAUUCCUCAUAGCUUCAUCUUUCUUUUUCCCCUUUCUGUCAGUUCAAGGAAUAUGAUUCAAAAUAGUCAGGAUACUUCAAGCUCCAUUCCUUCUCUCUUGACUGCACGCUGUUAACUGUUUUAGCCUUUGCUAUUGUUGUUUAGCAUCAGAAGUUUGAUUUUUAUGUUAG